Phaeodactylum tricornutum CCAP 1055/1 is the source of this 4202-nucleotide messenger RNA. RefSeq lists its product with no specific name. NCBI's taxonomy places the organism in Eukaryota, Bacillariophyta, Bacillariophyceae, Surirellales, Neidiaceae. Gene Ontology annotation, molecular function: methylcrotonoyl-CoA carboxylase activity. Gene Ontology annotation, biological process: L-leucine catabolic process. The coding region runs from base 58 to 1851 and encodes 597 amino acids. The transcript has a single exon. Gene Ontology annotation, cellular component: methylcrotonoyl-CoA carboxylase complex; mitochondrion. The record is from RefSeq and is a predicted model, not a curated record.
ACUUUUUGAUACUGCAUCGAUCUGCAUCCACUUCUCAAGUGCUGUCUCAAGAAAGCGAUGCAGCGUUCUAUGCUUUAUCGUACCUUCGUGCCGCCCGUGUUCCGUCAACGGACGUCUCCAACACCGGCCUGUGCGUCUUUUCGUCGUCCCGGCUUCUUCUCCACCGCGACUGGCUUUUUGGAAAGAAAUAUUACGUACGAUUCACCCAAAACUUUCAAUAUCCUUCCCGUCUUGAAGGGAUGUGACCUUGAUACUCGUAGUGAUGUCGUUCGAUGCGCCUUGUCCCGCACGCAACACGACGUUGAGCUUUUGAACGAACGUCUCGCUCACGUCCGUCUCGGUGGGGGGCCACAGGCCGUGCAGCGUCACGUCUCUCGUCAGAAACUCUUACCAAGGGAUCGAAUCGAAUGUAUUAUCGACCCCGGGACCCCGUUGCUCGAAUUGUCCGCACUUGCCGGCUUCCAGGACGACAUCCCAUCCGGUGGUAUUGUAACAGCGAUAGGGAUCGUCGCUUCACAGCCCGUCAUGUUUAUCGCCAACGAUGCGACCGUCAAAGGUGGCACCUACUUUCCCAUAACUGUCAAGAAACAUCUGAGGGCUCAAGAGAUUGCUUUGCAGAACGACCUACCCUGUAUCUAUUUGGUCGAUUCUGGUGGAGCCUAUUUGCCCCAGCAAGACCAAGUAUUUCCCGAUCGCGAUCAUUUUGGGCGCAUCUUUUAUCACCAAGCGACCUUGUCGAGCCGAAAUAUUCCACAAAUUGCUGUCGUCUGUGGAUCAUGUACUGCCGGUGGGGCCUACGUCCCUAGUAUGUCCGAUGAAACAAUUAUUGUGCAAGGCAAUGGCACAAUCUUUCUUGGUGGACCACCGUUGGUACAAGCAGCGACGGGAGAAGUCGUAUCGGCUGAGGAAUUAGGUGGCGCUCGAGUACAUACCACCGUCUCGGGGGUGGCCGACCAUUUGGCCGUAAACGAGCUCGAUGCUAUGCGAUUGGCGCGCGACGUCGUAGCAAGUUUGGGACGGGCACCUUCCGGUAUUACAAGCACCAAGACAACUUCGGAACACUUGCCACAGCACGAAGAACCCUUGUACGACCCCAAGGAACUCGGCGGGAUCGUUCCCGUUGAUUCCAAACAACCCAUGGACGUCCGUCUGAUUCUGGCGCGUAUCUUGGACGGUAGUCGAUUUCACGAAUUCAAAAAGAACUACGGGACGACCUUGGUGACCGGCUUUGGAAAACUUAUGGGUCAAGACGUCGGUGUGAUCGCCAACAACGGAAUUCUUUUCCCGGAAAGUGCCAUGAAAGGUGCACACUUUGUUGAGCUGUGUUGCCAACGCGGGAUUCCUAUUUUAUUUAUCCAAAAUAUUACAGGCUUUAUGAUCGGGCAAAAAUACGAACACGAAGGUAUCGCGAAACACGGGGCUAAACUGGUGACGGCUGUGGCGACGGCAGCCGUCCCCAAGAUAACGCUAGUGGUUGGUGGCUCGUACGGCGCCGGAAAUUACGGUAUGUGUGGGCGUGCCUUCAGUCCUCGGUUUCUCUAUAUGUGGCCCAACGCCAAGAUUGGUGUCAUGGGCGGCGAGCAAGCUGCCAACGUACUGGCCACUAUCCAACGAAACAACAUUCACGCACGGGGUGACCAAUGGAACGCGGAAGAAGAAGCAAGCUUCAAGCAACCCAUUUUGGACAAAUUUGAGAAAGAAAGCUCAGCGUACUACUCGACCUCGCAUCUGUGGGAUGAUGGCAUAAUUGAUCCGGCUGAUACACGAAUGGUACUCGGUAGCUCGUUGGCAAUAGCACGACGAGUUGGUUGCAACCCAAACGCUACCAAAUUUGGUGUCUUCCGAAUGUAACCCACACGUGUAUGCGCUAACAGUAAAGCAGCAGGGGAAGCGAAAGGACUGUGAAUUCAUUAGUAACAAAUAUGUAAAGUUAAAACGCAUCAUUCAGCACUGCCUCGUAUAACAAAGCUCCCUUUACGAAUAAUCUUAGAGUCCUUCGACAUUCUUGAUUGGAGCAACUAGGGAAGUCUUGUAAAGGAUACCGAUGAUAUAUAAGACCUUGUAGACGGCUCCAAUCAACAACAGAAUGCCCAAGUCAAAUACGGUACUGUUUUCGGUUGAUAAGACAGGAAAGAACCGUUCGAGAUCUCCGAGGACUUCGAUUCCAGACGUUGAGUUCACGCAUACAGCGGACACUCCUUGAUUUGUGCAGGCUUCAAAGGUCGAGGCGGAGAAUGUUUCGUAGAUGUUACUGCGUACGUAGUAGCUGUACGGCAUUAUGUAGUAGAAGAGUUCAAAAGGCCAGUACAAGUCAUCCAACGGAAUUAGGAAGCCACCAAACAAGAAAGAGGCAAACCAAAAAUUCAUAAACUGAAGCAUGCCUAGGAUAGGAUCUUCAAACCAAACCGAAAGCAUCUCCGCCAAGGAUUCAAAGACGAACAUGAGACAGGCGAACAACAAUACGCAGAUACCAAACGACUCUGCGGGAACAUCUUGAACCGCGUAGGAUGGAAUACCCAGUGAAAAAAUGGCAAAGACGAAAAAGAGCGGUAGAACAAGAAUGAAUUUGGCAAGUACAUAGCUGAUCCCUGUCACCAUUCCAUUUUUGGUCUCCCGGAGAAUCGACUUGAAUUCAUCAUUGAGGGCGUAGACAGCAACGACUCCCAUGUUUGAUGGAACACCAACGAACCAGAUGCUGACCCACAUUUUAUUGAUGGCUUGAUCCUGAGUGAAAUCACGAGCAUUCCAGUAGACAAUGGCAAAGAUCAGACAAGAUACGAAGAAGAUGAGACAUCGACCGAUGUAUCUUACAAAGUACAAAGAAGGAGGAAACAAACAAAUUAGUCAACCCCUAAAACCUUGCAAGCAACUUGUACCAUCAACAUUGUGAGUUUCUUACAAAAUAGGAUCGCGCACAAUCAGGGCUCCAUGGCGACGGAACAUAAUCAUAAGUUCCUUUCUCAAAGGGGCACGCUUCAUGUCUACAACCCCUUGCUGUUCUUCGUCGUCAAAUCCUUUCUUGUGGUGCGAAGAGUUUCCUCCGCCGGGUCGCUUUUCUUGCCACGUGUUGAGAAUGCCUGUAACAACGGACUCAUCGGAGAAAUCCGAGUUGACAAGAUCCAAAAAAAACUCCGCAGGAUUUGUUGCCGGAGGACACGGAUGGCCGAUGCUUUCGAAGUAAGGGAUCGCUUCGUUCACGUCUCCACUAAAGGCCUCGCGGCCUCGCGACAUGAGCAUGAGUUCAUCAAAACCUUGGUAUACUUUAGUGGAAGGCUGAUGGAUGGUGCAGAUAAUGAUAAGACGUUCUUCUUUGGCCACCCGGACAAUCUCUCUCAUAAUGUUAGAAGCUGACGCCGCAUCCAAACCAGACGUUGGCUCGUCCAGGAAAAGCAUUGUGGGCUGCUUCAGUAGAGCGAUUCCGAUGGAAAGGCGACGACGCUGUCCACCGGACAAACUUCCGUUGCGGGUAUUUUCGCAAACUUUCAGGCCCAUCUUGUCGAGAAUCUCGUCCACUACCAAAGCCAUUUCGGCACGAUUGACAGCAACAUCGUAGAGUUCGGCUGCGAACAUAAGUGUUUCACGACAGGUCAAGUACGGCCAAUGUUUAUCGUGUUGCUUGACAACAUAACAGUGUGAUUUGAAAAUCUUGUCAGUCAACGGAACGCCGUUGAGGGUAACCUUUCCAGUCGCUUCUCCAUACAAUCCUUCCAAGGUCAAGGCGGAAACGAGAGUCGUCUUACCAGCACCGGACGGUCCCAUAAUGGCGAGGACAUCUGUGGGGCACGCAUUGAUGGUUUGCGAACGGUACGUCGCGAAACGGGUGAGAAUCUAGAGAUUGUACGAGGAGGAGAAGUACUCCACAGAUAGACACUUACGACCCCAUUUCACUGUUCCAGACACAUCCGUGAGAAUACUCUUUUGCUUAUCUUUCUUGCCCACCACAAAAUUGACGUUUUUGAAGCGGAGCACAGAACUUUCCAUUCCCUGACUGUGUGUGGAGCGAUGAUUAGAAGUACCCAUCUUGCUGGUCGAGGGGUUCUCGAUGACGACACCGGUGCCAUCUUCUUCAGCGACAGGGUCAUCGUCGUGUUUUUGUUCCUCCUCGGCCGACAUGUUGGUUAUAAACUGCGCUGGAAUAUUGUGUUUGUGGUAUCUUUGUUUGGUCUGCUUCGAUACUUACAGUCAGGACUUGUCUCAAGCUU